AUGGCGACUACUAUGCUGAUGCUCCUCCUGAAUCACCUGGAAGAGUUGGAAGCGGAGUCUUUCAAACGUUUCAAAAAGCUGCUCAACCAUGAGAUCCCAGAUGGUUUCGAACCUGUACGAGGGGACCAGUCGGAGUUGGAUAUGACGGACACCACGGAUAUCCUGAUUUGUAAGUAUGGAAGCGAUGGAUCCCUGGUUGUCAUGCAACACAUCAUGAAGAAACUGCGUAGGAACGACCUAGUCCAGUCACUCGAGAAGAGCAAGAACGUCAGUAAAUCGGAAGCACCGUGGGAGAAGAGUCAACGAGAACACAAAGAACGUCUGGAGAGAAAGUACGUAGCCGUACACAAGGGCACAAGGGACGAAGUCCUCGAGGGCAGAAGCGAAGGGGUCACCACCGAGCAUGAGGUGGUGUUGGUCGAGCGAGCAAAUAUGACGGCAGGUUCCAGAGGUGUCGUGGUUAACAGCGCCGACAUCUUCAACUGCCGGUACGGGGGCAAGAUCAAGACAGUUCUGACGACCGGACUCGCCGGGGUUGGCAAAAAAAUUACAGUGCAAAAGUUUGUUCUCGACUGGCUGGAGGGGAAAAUCCAUAAGGACAUACAGUUCACCUUUAUCCUUCCAUUCAGAGAGCUGAAUUUGAUGAAAGAUGACGCAAGUAUGCUUGAGCUUCUCUUAAUCUUUCACCCGGAAGUGAAGGGCAUAGAAUUUGAAGACCAGAGAGUUCUGUUCAUUUUUGACGGUCUGGACGAGAGCAAACUCCCUUUGGAUUUUGCGAGCAACGGGGUGUUGAGCAAACUCGACAAAGUUUCUUCGGUGGAUCAACUUCUGACAAACCUCAUCAAGGGGCACCUGUUUCACAACGCUCGCAUCUGGAUAACCUCACGACCUGCCGCCGCCGACAAGAUCCCACACGACCUCGUCGGCCGUUUCACAGAGAUCACAGGGUUCGACAAUUCCCAGAAGGACGAGUACUUCAGGAAGGCGGUCCAUGAAGACCAAGAACUGGCAACCAGGAUCAUCACCCACAUCAAGUCCUGUCGAUCCCUGCACAUCAUGUGCCAUCUACCCAUCUUCUGCUGGAUCUCACUCAGGGUUCUGAGGGAGAUGAUGAAGAAGGGAAACAGCGAGGCCCGGACUGAGAUUCCGAGAACGAUUACCGAAAUGUACAUUCACUUCCUCCUUGUGCAGACCAGUGUGAAGAAUGAGAAGUACAACAUGGGGGGGGGGCGCAGGGGGAACCGGAAGGAGCUGUCAGACGACGACCAAACGCUCGUCCUCAAGCUUGGAGAGCUCGCCUACAAGCACCUGGAGAGCGGGAAGAUCCUGUUCGGUGAGGACGACAUGAGGGACUGCGGCGUCGAUGUGGAAAUGGCUUCCGUGUGCUCCGGAAUGUGCACAGAAAUCAUCAAGGUUGAUUCCGGUCUGUACGAUGAGAAAAUGUACUGUUUCGUACAUCUCAGCAUCCAGGAACUGUUUGCAGCGUUGUACGUUUUCUGUGUGUUUGUGAAAACCAACAGGAAUCUACUUAUGACAGAGGAGAGUCUGAGGAAAGCUUUUCAGUUAUCCCAGUUUGGGGACCUGCCAAUGACAUUCGGGAAAAAGGAAGAAAUUGAGGAUGAAGAUCACGUUUAUUUUCCCAGUGUUUCAUAUCUAGAACAUGUAGUACUGACCAUCAAGUUCAAGAAGAUUGGGGGAACUUUAUGUCGUCCAAUGAGUUGCAAUGCCUUCACACCGUUGUCGGGCUUGCUCAAAACUGCGUUGGACCUGUCCUUGGCGAGCGAGCGUGGAUACUUGGACCUUUUUGUCCGCUUCCUUCUGGGCAUCUCCCAAAAGGGCUGCCAGGCUCACCUGAGAAGCCUUCUGACUCCGGUGGAAGGAAACCCAGGGAGCCUCGACGACACAGAGAAAAACAUCACGGAGACAAUCGCUUACAUCAAGAGGAAGAACAGAGAGGAUCCCCGUCCAGGAUCAACAAUAAAAGAGAAUCUAAAUCCAGAGAGACUGAUCAACAUGAUCCACUGCCUGAACGAGCUGAACGACGACACGCUACAGAGGGAAGUGCUCGCUAAAGGACGUUGGAAUGAACUGACCCCCCCACAGUGCUCUGCCCUGGCCUACACAUUGACAGUUUCCAAUCAACCGUGUGACGUCUUUGACUUGAAGGCCCACAAUUCAUCCCCAGAGGGCCACUCGAGACUAAUGCCACUUAUAAAUCGGCUGGAGAGAUGCCGUCUGUCCAGGGAGGCCUGUGAGAGUCUGGCUGCUGUGUUUGGCUCCAGCAACACUAAGCUGGAGAGACUUAGCGUCAGUGGUAACGACCUGCAGGACUCGGGCGCAGAAGUUCUGCUGUUUGGGCUGGCGUCUUCACACUGCUCACUGCAGAGUCUGAGCAUGGAGGGCUGUGGCCUCACGGGGGCUGUGUGUGCGACGGCAACUUCAGUCCUGAAGUCUGCUAACUCAAGGCUGAAGGAGUUGGAUCUCAGCUCCAACCGCCUAGGAGACUGUGGAGUGCAGCGCCUGUGCGUACAGCUAGGGGGCGCCAGCUGCAGCGUACGAACGCUCAGGCUGUCUGGUUGUGAUGUGACAAAGAAUGGUUGUGGCUUCCUGGUGUGUGCGUUGCGUUUAAACCCCGGACACCUGGAGGAACUGGACCUGGGCCACGAUGACCCUGAUGACCCUGAGGCCCCCUGCUGGAGGAGCCUGGUGUCAGACUAG
Molecule: messenger RNA, 2718 nt
Organism: Osmerus eperlanus (European smelt)
Lineage: Eukaryota; Metazoa; Chordata; Actinopteri; Osmeriformes; Osmeridae
Product: NACHT, LRR and PYD domains-containing protein 3-like
Biological process (GO): intracellular signal transduction; regulation of apoptotic process
Molecular function (GO): protein binding
Source: RefSeq, a predicted model, not a curated record